Aspergillus wentii DTO 134E9 is the source of this 774-nucleotide messenger RNA. RefSeq lists its product as uncharacterized. Lineage: Eukaryota; Fungi; Ascomycota; Eurotiomycetes; Eurotiales; Aspergillaceae. The transcript has a single exon. Bases 1 to 774 code for a protein of 257 amino acids. The record is from RefSeq and is a predicted model, not a curated record.
AUGCAAGAUGAUCUUGCAGCACUCUUCUCCAAACAAAUGAGUAUGGACAGCAUGGAGUACCGGGAAGCUCCCUCGCAUAGCCCACCCAGUUCCCAGGCUUCCCCCAUCACAUACAGCAUCACUCAGCACUACCACCACUCUUCGCAUGUAGCACGCCAUGUCACUACAGAAGAUUCAACACCAAAGGAGACUUUGGUCGGUGGUACUUCGGCCUCUGUGAUAGGCGAAGCACUGAGAAGCCAUGACAUUGACCCGGCGUCACUUUCCCCGGGCCAGUUUGAUUUGUUUGCAAAUGCGGCCCCUGAACAAAGAUCGCGCUUAAUUCAGAUGUGGCAGAUUUGCCCAGAAACUAGCAAGACAGACAGUUUCGGGGCCAUGGAUCGCAUUAUUAACGAGAGCUCGUACCAGUGGGACGGACUCUCUAGGGACAUGGAGAUGGACGACCUGUCCCAGGACAAGCGCAAUGGUGAUGAUCAUGAUGGACAGCAAUAUGCCGAACCAUAUAUGGCAUCUGGUUACGAACUACUUGCCCAACGCGACUAUGAGAUAUCGUCUGGGAAGGCUGUAGCGGUGGCUGGAUUUAAUAACGACAGUUCUUCUUUGCCAAACGAACCUUCAACUGGGUCGCCAUACAAAGUUGCGAAUGAUCCCAUCUAUCAAAGUAAGCGAUGGUGGGAGCAUGCAGCCUCGGAGCCUAUAGAGCACCAGUACGGUUCCUUCGAGCAAAUGAAUCGGUAUCCCGGACGUGGUUUAGUGCAGUCUCAUUGGCUGUAG